AUGCCUUCAGAAAAUACCAAAGGCAGUUUAAAGCGCGAUAGGGUAGGAACGAUCGAAGAGAGCGAAUCGUACAAAAAGCCGCGCCGAUCAGAGAGACUCUCACAACCGGGUCAUACUCCCAUCUCGAACAAGCAGCACCUUCCUUCCCCAGUUACAAAUCAAGGUUCUUCUAGUGAUAAUCUCAGAGAUGGCACUGCAACACCACCAGAGGGUCGACCAAGCCAGAUCCAGCACCGAACUCCAGAACCAAGUGAGCGUUUCCUUAAGGACUCACAAGCUUUGUCAUCUCCCGUUCGAUACUCGCAAGCAAAAACUCAAGAAUUGAGCCAAUCACAAAGAGACGCGACUACCUUGUCAAGUCAGGUCGAAGAUGAGGAAGAGGAAGGCGUUUGGGGAUACUUGAUGCCUCUCAAUCACAAGUAUGGAAGACUUCUUGUCUUGCGGAGAAGAAAUGCUUGUCCGUUGCCAGACAAGGACAGUGAUCUCGGAAACCCUCGUAUAGGCAAAGAUUUGAAUAAGGAAGAAGAGGCUUAUGAAGCUACCAAAUUCAAAGGCAUUGCUUCCGGUGGAUACUUGAUCGGACGACAUCCAGAGUGUGAUCUCAAUAUCGAUGAUAUCAGAGUCUCCAAUAGACAUUGUCUUAUUUUCACCGAGAAUCAAGCAGGUCUAAACGUUGCAUUCGUUGAGGAUCUAUCAAGCAAUGGUACCUUCAUCAAGGAGAGUAUCAUUGGACGAAAUAAGCGUCGCCAACUCGAAGAUGGAGACGAAAUAGAAGUAGUGGAUGAUGUCAGAUUUGUCUUUCGCUACCCGAAGCUGCGCGAAACCAGCAAAUUUUUGCAGAAAUACCUACUUCUAGAAAAACUGGGGUCAGGCCACUAUGCAACGGUUUACUUAUGCGUUGAAAAGGCUACAGGUCAACGUUUCGCCGUCAAAGUCUUUACAAGAAAGCCUGGCAUCGGAGAAAAACAAAGAAUUGAAGGUUUGCAGCAAGAAAUUGCAAUACUAAUGGGCGUCAGUCAUCCAAACAUUCUAUGCUUGAAAGAUACUUUUGAUGAACCUGGCGCAACUUACCUCGUCCUAGAGCUCGCAGCGGAAGGAGAAUUAUUUAACUGGAUUGUCAAGAAGGGUAAACUUACAGAACAAGACACAAGAAAGGUCUUCGUUCAAUUGUUGGAAGGCUUAAAGUACUUGCAUGAACGUGGUAUCGUACACAGAGAUAUCAAACCAGAGAACAUUUUGAUGACAGAUGAAGAUUUGCAUGUAAAACUUGCAGACUUUGGUCUCUCAAAGAUUAUUGGAGAGGCGUCUUUUACGACAACGCUCUGUGGUACCCCAAGCUACGUAGCCCCGGAAAUCCUCCAAGACAACAACCAUCGAAGAUACACUCGUGCAGUUGAUAUUUGGUCACUAGGAGUUGUUUUAUACAUAUGCCUGUGUGGAUUCCCACCCUUUUCCGAUGAAUUGUAUUCUAGGGACAAUCCUUAUGACCUCAAAGCCCAGAUCAAGCUCGGUAGAUUUGACUAUCCUUCCCCAUACUGGGACAAUAUCGGCGAUCCAGCAUUGGAUCUCAUUGAUCAUAUGUUGACAGUCGACCCGGAGCAGCGUUAUACCGUUGAUGAGUGUUUGGCUCAUCCAUGGAUGACUCAGAAGACUCUCAAUGUUCAUGACAGCACAGACGGUCUGGUCGGCGGACUUGCAAGUCUCGACUUUAGCAAGCGUAAGAUCAUGAGAGAGAGAACACUCCUCAGCGACAUCAAUGAGGUCAAGGUUUCCAAGAUCAUCCACAUCAACCCUGACAAAGAACCUGUCAAGGUAUACAUCAAAAAUCCACAUGCUAAAUCUAAUUGUAUCAACCAGCCCUCAACUCAACCAGACCCGAUGCAAAACGGAACCAAGAAUGAGCAAGUCCCAGCAGCUCAGCGGGAUCCAAAUGAGUUCAUUGAGAUGGGUGGCAAGGGCGACCAAACUCUCUUCGAUAACGCCGAAGGUAGCAUCUAUCCAGAGGAUUUGGAGGCAAAAGCCGAAUCUCCUGUUAAAUCCCACGAGAUGAAGGCGCCAGAAUUAAAAACCCCAAAAUCCAAGACUUCAAAGCCCGAGACACCAAAAUCUAAGACGCCAAAGAAGAACGGCAAAUAAUGAAUUCUGGCUAAGCGAUUUCGUCGAUGAUAGGAUUAACCUUUUCCUGCACAGUUUUACCUUGUAUUAUGCCUUUCUUUUUUAACACUCCCGCUUCUUUUCUGACUAGAUUCUUCUUCUACUUGUACAUACGUUGGGUGAGGUAGGGUAGGAGAAACUGCUAAGUACGCAGGCAGAAAGUCAUUUUUGAUGCUCUCGUACCCGUUUAAUGAUUAUGGGAUAGCAUGCAUGUUGAAGCUGUCUACAUUGUGGCAGCGGAGAAGUCAAGAUUGAUUGGGGACAUAACGUAUCAUACCUACUAGUCGUCAUAAAUAGAUAUUGUUAAUAUACCUUUUAAGCUGUUCAUUUGUUAGGAAUUCCAUGAAAUUCAUUCCAUUAUAUUCUGCACAUCCUCAACUUACAAAGA
Molecule: messenger RNA, 2542 nt
Organism: Botrytis porri
Lineage: Eukaryota; Fungi; Ascomycota; Leotiomycetes; Helotiales; Sclerotiniaceae
Exons: 4
Coding region: 1-2136 (711 amino acids)
Biological process (GO): protein phosphorylation; mitotic DNA damage checkpoint signaling
Cellular component (GO): nucleus
Molecular function (GO): protein serine/threonine kinase activity; ATP binding; protein binding
Source: RefSeq, a predicted model, not a curated record